This is a messenger RNA of Biomphalaria glabrata, 2462 nucleotides long. RefSeq names its product homeotic protein antennapedia-like. Lineage: Eukaryota; Metazoa; Mollusca; Gastropoda; Planorbidae. The record is from RefSeq and is a predicted model, not a curated record. Gene Ontology annotation, cellular component: nucleus. Gene Ontology annotation, molecular function: RNA polymerase II cis-regulatory region sequence-specific DNA binding; DNA-binding transcription factor activity, RNA polymerase II-specific. The transcript has 2 exons. Gene Ontology annotation, biological process: regulation of transcription by RNA polymerase II; anterior/posterior pattern specification. The coding region runs from base 1027 to 2226 and encodes 399 amino acids.
UGUUAGCAGAAAGGAGCAAUAGACGCAAGAUGAAACCCAGUUUGACAAUUUGAGAAGUAGGCUACUUGUAGGGCUCGAUCGUAAACAUUCUGCGAGGGAAGUGAAAACAUUAGGGCAAACUUGAGGCAAUAACGUUCAUGGGCAUUAUCGUUAACUGGAAUCUUGUCUCAGACGUUUUAAACAAAGAGACGCAUCGAUUUGUUCGUUCAUGAACUCAUUUGGAACUAAUUAAACCUGAACAGCGUUUUAAGUCAACAAUUGCAUCUUGAUCUCCAGUGACUGCAAUAUCAUAGUCUUAAAUAACGGCACGCGACUCUUGGCAUGACUUAUAGCCUGCAUGACUUACGACUUCGCGUGGCUUAUGGCGUGCAUGACUUUAAUGUCCUAGUGAAUGUAGCUCUCCGAUGAAGAGGUUUAAAUUUAAAUGUGUUCAAAACGAAAGUGAUCAAGUUUAAUAAGGCGGAAGUCUUACAAGACACAGUAAGUGUUGCGUGUUGUGUGUGGUGAAUUUGGAUACUUAUUCUUUAUUUCGUCACGUCCAAGCGUUAUGGACAUCAAGAUGGAUGUUGGACCUUGAUCGUUUGAAGCCCCUUGGCCGAAAAACAAUUGGGUUCAUACUUUAUGGCUGCCGAAAUACAAACUACCUAUGUCUAGUCAGACAAGUUGUAAUUCAUUGCUUCCGUUGACAUUUUAUGACCAUGAACAAAAUAGACAAAAUUAAUAAAACAAUUUGUAGAAAAAUUGUUAAAGAAACAUUUAUAAAAAAUAAAAAUGCAAAAUAAUUUUUAAAUACCAUCGUUUUCAUAAAUAUAAUUAGAUUCAGGUAAUUAUUAUUAUUUUUUUUGAAAGAGAACAUUUAAUAUUUUUGUUCUCCUGAUCUAGAUCUAUCAAAGAGAAUUCUUUAGAUAUCCAUAAUAAUCAUUGUUGGCGUUGAAAAAAUACAACUUUUCUGGCAAUACUUUAUAAGACACUUAUUUAGUAUUUUAUUUUGUCUAUGCGGCAGUCUAUGUGAUUGACAACAUUUCUAUGAAACUCGACGUGUCACAAACUCUGAAGAUGAGUUCUUACUACUCAAGCAUGAUGCAGCCGCCCGGAAAUAUCUCCCCGAAUGUCCUUUCCAGCAGCUGCAGUGCCGGUUUGAGCAGUAUGGACAGUGGUGCUUUAGGGAAUGACAUGGAGUCCAGCAACAUGUUUUCCGACCAUUGUGGAAAGUACGACAACACUUACAUAUCAUCUUCUUGCUUGGCACAGAGCUCUGGUCACAUGGGGCAAAUAUCUUACGAUACAUAUUCUCCAUGCUAUUCGCCUUCGUAUCUAAGGUACUCAUACGACUCCAGGGUUGAGAAUCGAACCCCGAACUUGCAAGAUAAUGUAGGUAUAAACUUGAAAAACCUCGAGCAUGACUCUCACGAUGUCCAGCCUCCCUUAGCUCAUCAGCUGCACCAACCACAACACCAUCAGCAGCACGGCAUACAAGUCAGCUGUCAUCAGCCGAGCCACCACCAAGAAGAAAUCCCAGAAAACCGGCACAUAGACACUCAGCAACAACAGACCACUCUCCAACCUCGGGGACUUGAACACUGUUCGCAACAUCUUCAACAACAAACUCCACCGACAAUACAUUCUUUGACUCCUCCGGUCGCCCACCAAUAUCCUCAUUAUCCUAUGAAUGGGGCGCCAAGCGCCCCAAAUCAACAGGACAUGUAUUACGAUAAUAGGAUGUUUGAAUGUAAGGGCAUGAUGCCCGAUAUCUGCCCUAGUCAACACGUCUCAUCGUAUUAUUAUCCACAACAAGGCAUGCCCGAUCCCAGCCUGUCACCCAAUGGAUAUAAUCCGGGCAUGCCUAAUUCAGCAUGUAUGCCUGGUAUGGGCUCCCCAAAUAUGCCUAUGUAUCCAUGGAUGAGGCCAGCAACCAGUGCGGAAGUUCAUUUUGAGCAGAAGCGAACACGCCAGACGUACACCCGCUACCAGACACUGGAGCUAGAAAAAGAGUUCCACUUUAACCGGUACCUGACAAGACGUAGGCGAAUAGAAAUAGCUCACAUGUUGGGGCUCACUGAGCGGCAAAUCAAGAUCUGGUUCCAGAACAGACGUAUGAAAUGGAAGAAAGAAAAUAACCUGGCCAAGCUGACCGGCCCUGACAAGCCAAUCAAAGACGAGUGCAGUAGCCCACGUGACUGCUCGAGAAUCAAACACGAGGACUGUUCGUCUCUAGAUUCACAGUAGAUCCGCGUCUAUUUCUUAGAAUAGAGAAAAAACUGGGACCAAAUUUUAAUGACGUGAUUGAAUGUCAAGGCAGACUACAGACUAUACCAGUCAGAAACAAGACAAUACAUGGCAUUCGAGUGUUUGUCAUUAAAUCUGUAACAUUUUUUUAAACUGUAAUAACCAAAAGAACAAAAAAAUGGUAGCACUUGUCAGCAAUAUCCGUAUUCCCCCCCCCCCCCCCCAUUUAAUUGUAG